AUGCCGAUAACACCCUCAGCGUCUGAGACUCUGCUGAAGCAGCGCGUGUGGGCCGGCCGUAUCCCUGUCGUCUUCAGUCUUGACUCAAAUGAAGUCACUACUCUCCAUGCGCCUCGUCCGUUCUACGUCAUGGUACCCCGUAUGAGCUAUCUGGUGUCCCAAACCCGAGACGUCGUCGAGUAUUUCCAGGACGCAGCACCUCUUUUGUCCGGUAUUCAAGGUGGCAUCUGGUUCGAGGCCAAAGGGGUCCCGCUGCAUUGGCAUAUGCCGUUCGGACUACUUCGAGAUCUGCUCUGCGGUCCUGGAGCUGAGGAUGACACAGACUUGCCUUGGGCUCUGACUGUCCACUUUCUGGGAUUUCCUGUUGACGUGUUGCUGCCGUGUGACAACGAGCAGAGCGUUGAGUCGCAUUUUAUGCACAGUCUGAAGCAGGCCACGUUUCUGCGGAUGGGGUCCACGAAAGCUGUGAUGUCGUUACCGGAAGCAAAGCAGACGCAGAUCUGGACUAGUCUAUUGCAAAGUGAAUUUGAGCGUUAUCAAGAAGCCACAAUCGAGUUGCAUUUAGACGGAGGAGAAGACACUUCCAAGCUGCGGCAUUUGCCAGUAAGGGUGCACCUUGACAGUACGCCUGUGAUUCAAAUGCCUAUAGCGCCAUUAGAAAGUGGUCGAGAAAAAACACUGCGGGAAGUGCUGCAGCAUUUACUGCCGGAUCUAUUUCCAGACGCGGUAUCGAACACACCGCCAGCCUCCUUCCAGAUCGUUGUGCACGGUAUCUCUGUCCCGCUCGACGUAUCCAUCGUCGAGCUCUACCGCAAUCUUUUAUACGCCGACGGAUUCCUCUACGUGGUUGUGCUGUCCACAGUCUCUUCCUCCUGA
Messenger RNA from Peronospora matthiolae, 876 nucleotides. NCBI's taxonomy places the organism in Eukaryota, Oomycota, Peronosporomycetes, Peronosporales, Peronosporaceae. The record is from the annotation of a GenBank genome assembly.